AAUAUUUAAUAUACUUUAGUAGAUUUCAUUAAUGCUUGUAACACCGGCCAAUCAACUGUCAAAUAGAAAUAUUUGUGUUGAACCGAGUCGUUUGAAAGCCCGCAAUUCAUGAUGUACAUAGCGCUGCCAUCUAUUAACAACUUUGCAAAUUACGACGAAGCGAAGCCGUUCGGGCCGUAUAGUUGGCAGCAUUGUCGUUAUUCCCGCCAACUUUGUAUGAAUUCAAUACUUACUAAAGUUUUGAUUGAAACCUUUGAUUUUUUUUUAUAUUUCGGAAUUUAUAUGUAUACAGGGUAUUCUAACGUAUUUCCAUGCAUUUUGAUUGAUAGCUGUCAGCUUAUACUCUUUUCAUAUUUUUUCUGUCUAUCAGAAUAAAAAAAUGUCAAUGUCAAACUUUUAAAUAGUACGGUGGUUAUUAUUUCCGAAGCCUUAAUUUUUUUGAAAAGUAAUAUUAUGGGCAAAAAAGAUGAAAAAAACGAGGAAGAGGAAGAACAAUUGGAGCUAUGGAGUGCAGAGGCCAAUGACCAGCUGGUUAGAGAGCGUGGAAAAUGCCUGGGACAGAAUCACCACGUGCAAGUGAUCUUCAAGGAGCUGGAAGAGUGUCAGAAACGAGUGAAGGGUAAGGACUAUACUACGGAGACGUGCCACCAGGAGAUGAAGGACUUGAUAGAGGCCGUGGACCACUGCGUUGGCGACAAGGCGUUCCUUUUAUUGAAAUAAAGCUUAUACGGUA
Cydia pomonella (codling moth) is the source of this 733-nucleotide messenger RNA. RefSeq names its product cytochrome b-c1 complex subunit 6, mitochondrial-like. The transcript has 3 exons. Bases 454 to 720 code for a protein of 88 amino acids. Lineage: Eukaryota; Metazoa; Arthropoda; Insecta; Lepidoptera; Tortricidae. The record is from RefSeq and is a predicted model, not a curated record.